ACUUAUAACAUCCUUCUUCCCUACCAUCCUCACUCAAUUCCCCCAUUCACUCUUUAAUCCCAUAAUCCCAUAUUCAAAUAUUCAAAAAAUCUAAUUAAAUGGAAAAAAUACAACCCCUAAUAAUGUCCUUGAAAAUCAUAUUAAUGUCAAUUGGGGCAAUCUCAUUUGCCAUCCUCUUAUCCGUUAGAAUUCCUAACACUGUCGUCGUCUCCGACCUCACGACGUCGUUUUCCGCCCUCCGAUCAUGGCUUCAACCACCAUAUCUUUAUUUCAUCAUCAACGCCAUCAUCAUCACCAUUGUCGCUUCGUCUCGCUUCCACCACAACCACCAUGCGCCACCGAGUAAAGACACGUCAUCACCUCAUCUACCACUGCAGCUCCAUCAUCAGCAUGACGUCAUAUCUGUUCGUGCUGAUCAGUUCUCACCAUACGGUAUCGUUUCACAUGUGGCGGAAGCUGUUGGAGGUAUUAGGGGGUUUGAGUAUAACGAUGUCGUUUCUGUUAAGGAUGUGAUUGAAGAGGAGGAAGUUGUUGUUAAGAAGAUUAAUGAUGAAUCUAUGGUUGCGGAAAAGUCCACGUGGACUCCUCCGCCGCAGUCUAAGCCGUUGAUUAGACAGGAAGCUUUUGAGAAAGUUUCGCCGGAGUUUUUAUCGGCUAAGCCACCGGCUACUUCGAGGUUUGGUCAUCAUCAUCGCCGUCCUGCUAAAGCUAAUACUCAAAUUGAAGGUGGAUCAAAAGCAUUGAAGGUACUAAAGCCAAAGAAACAAGAUACAUUGGAGAGUACUUGGAAAGCCAUAACAGAAGGACGCCACAUACCUUUGAAUAGACAUCUGAAGAAGUCUGAUACGUGGGAGCAUCAAGACCGUCAGAUUGACUUGCUAAAUGAUCCAUCUCCUUUUCCAACGGUGGUGAAAAAAUCUGAAACGUUCCAUGAACAACGAACCAAUUAUGUUUCACCACCUGUCACGUCAACGAAGUUAAAGAAAGAGCCAUCACUGAGUCAAGAUGAGUUGAACCGCCGAGUUGAAGCGUUCAUCCACAAAUUCAACGAGGACAUGAGAUUGCAAAGGCAACAAUCCAUGCAACAAUUUAUGGAGAUGAUUAAUCGUGCGGUUUGAUUUAUAAAUUAAUGUAAAAUAAAUAUAUAUAUGGGAGUGGUUUAAUGUUAUGUACAUUAAUAUUAAUCUUCUAAGAUAUGUAUUUUUGCUUAAUUGUCAUUAAUUUUGUUAGUUUAAUCAACUACAUACUCGAGAUUAGAAAAAUAGGAGAAAAUAGUUUUUUUUUAAUAAUUUGUUUUUGCAUGAAAAAAAAAAAGACUAGCUAGCAUUUCUUUCAUGUUGUAACUAAUAAUAAUAAUGUUGUUUUUUUUUAUUCUGUAAUUCAAAAAAAAAAUAAUAUUAACAUAAAACAUAUAUUUUUCUUUUGUAAA
Molecule: messenger RNA, 1429 nt
Organism: Amaranthus tricolor (Joseph's coat)
Lineage: Eukaryota; Viridiplantae; Streptophyta; Magnoliopsida; Caryophyllales; Amaranthaceae
Exons: 2
Coding region: 99-1118 (339 amino acids)
Source: RefSeq, a predicted model, not a curated record